AUGUGGAAACUUGUUCAAUCAGGACUUUCUGUGGUGGCAGGAACAGCCGAGCCGGAAUAUGGCCCAGAUUCAAUUCGUCCAGUUGGUUCUGAACUGAAAGAAGGAGAAAAAUGUUACAGAGACGUGACAAGAGAUGACUUGAAAUUUAGAGAUCCAGAUCAUACGAAUAUCGAAACGAUGGUUUUCUACUUUGAGGAUAAUGUCCAUUCUGGAUUUGCACAGAUUAUACAUUCCAACUUAAUGGGAAUCCAUACAAAUGCCCAGUUUACAUUUAAAGUUUUCAAGAAGGAUGAACCAGAGAAAUACGUGUGGACUUCAACGAAGUUGGAAAAUGCUAAAAUUGUUGACGGUACAGACUUUUAUGCCGAUAAUUUGUCGAUUGUCCUCGACAAGGAGAAUGGAGACACUUAUACGAUCAACUCUAGUGUGACACCUAAAUCAGAGGUGAUAAAUUUGAAGUUGGUUCAUGUUGGUGAAGGUGUUAUAUUUGGAAAAGAUGGAACAACAUACUAUGGAACAGAUCCGGAGAACCCGUGGGGUUCAAUGCGGCAUCUUUUCUGGCCACGCUGCCGGGCAACCGGAGAGAUCAUUUGCAGAAAAUAUAGGCAGCCAAAGGAGGAUGAAACUGAUGGCAAUGGAGAGUUCUUGGACUGGGACUCUACCAAUGAGAAGCUUAAGAUAAGUGAAGAGAAGUUUGAGAUCAAGAAUGGACUUGGAAUGUAUGUCAUGGCCAUGCAAGGUAUGAAGCCACACCAUGCAGCAGCAGCUUGGGACUUCUUGAACUAUCAGUCUAACUCACACUCGGUGGUGAUUAUGGAAUACACUACCCCUCCUUCGUAUAAUACCACAACUGUUAGCACGGCAAUGGUUGUCGACAAAGAUGGAAAACCUGUUCUUUGCACCUUGAAUAACAAGACAGAGCAUCUUGACACUUACAAAGAUGAGGAUUGUGGAUGGAUGGUUCCUCGUAAAAUGAAGUAUACUAUGGAAGGAGUGAAUUCUGAAGGUAAGAAGACUACUGCUGUCGUGACUGCUGAUUUGCAGAGAAUGUCUGAGAGAGUUGAUGUUAUGAGUGAGAUCCCACAGCUCGUUAAAAAUAUAGUUUCCGGAAUAGCCGGAACAAGGCCUUACAUCUAUCAAUACAGCAAUUCGAUGGAGUUGAAAGUUGACGUUGAAGGAGAUCAAAUCAUUAAUGAGAAGGGCUAUGGUUACAAUGAAACCACAUUCAUCAGUGAUAUUUAG
Messenger RNA from Brettanomyces bruxellensis, 1242 nucleotides. RefSeq lists its product as uncharacterized. Gene Ontology annotation, cellular component: cytoplasm. NCBI's taxonomy places the organism in Eukaryota, Fungi, Ascomycota, Pichiomycetes, Pichiales, Pichiaceae. The transcript has a single exon. Gene Ontology annotation, biological process: response to oxidative stress. The coding region runs from base 1 to 1242 and encodes 413 amino acids. The record is from RefSeq and is a predicted model, not a curated record.